CCGGAAGCGGGGGGCUCGUGCCGCCAUGAGGGGAGCAGCGCGCGGCGCCCUCCUCCGCGCCCUGGCCCCGCUCCCGGCCCUGGCCCCGCCGCCGCCGGCUCCCCGCAGAGGUUUUGCUGCCACUCUCGUUAGGAAGUCAUAUGAUGUCAGAAGAGUUGAAAUCACUCCCCUGGAGCAGAGGAAGGUAACUUUUGAUACCCAUGCUUUAGUGCAGGACCUGGAAGCCCAUGGCUUCGGGAAGGAGCAAGCGGAGACCAUCGUGUCGGCACUGAUAACCCUGUCAAAUGUCAGCUUAGACACAGUCUAUAAGGAUAUGGUUACACAGGCUCAGCAGGAAAUCACUUUGCAGCAGAUAAUGGCACAUUUGGACUCCAUUCGCAAAGAUAUGGUCAUCCUGGAGAAAAGUGAAUUUGCCAACUUGAGAGCAGAGAAUGAGAAAAUGAAAAUUGAAUUAGAUCAAGUUAAGCAGCAGCUGAUGAAUGAGACCGGUAAGAUCCGAGCUGACAGCAAGCUGGACAUAAACCUGGAGCGGAGCAGAGUGACAGACAUGUUUACAGAUCAGGAGAGGAAACUGAUGGAAGCAACUACAGAGUUUCAUAAAAAAGAUUCAAGUACCAACAGCAUCAUCUCAGAGAUCAGCAAUAAAAUUGACACUGAAAUCGCUUCCUUAAAAACACUCAUGGAAUCCAACAAACUCGACACAAUACGUUACUUGGCAGGUUCUGGAAGUAGACCUAAGGAGAGUGACUGCAUCAAAUACAGCUGGAGAAAGGGCCACCCAGGGAACAUCGCUUUGCCCAUCGUGUUUGCACUGUAGACAAACCAUGGUACCUUUUGAUGUUCUUACUGUGCACUAAAAAUGUUUUCUGAAUAUGUAACACUAAAGAUCAAAAUAAUUGUGGAGGAAGUAGGCAAACAGUAAUAAUUCAUCAUUCCCCCACUGAACACUGUAUUCAUUUCAGAGGACUUCUGCUGAGUCAGAAAGCGCUUCCUACUGUGGUUUAGAAGUAAAUUUGCUCUCUUUUUGGAGCGUUCUCAGUGGGCUGGCUCACACUCAGCUCCUCUCCAAGUGGCACUGUUAAAUAUUUGAUGUACCCUUGAAAUGAGAAUACUGUCCCUAAGCUAGUAUUCCAAACACAGCAAUAGUAAUGCCAGGUUCCAAGAGAUCUGCUCUGAUCCAAGUAAGCUGAUCUUAAACAUAGCACUGGGAGUUUUGCCUUCAACCUGUUCCUCACUUUUCUGAACAAAUUCAAGCCUGGCCCUUUGGGGUUUUUAUUUAUGUACCAACACACACUCCAAGGCUUUACUAAAAAGUCCUUGUUUUUCCUGAAAACUGGUUUACAUAAAUCUGAAAUCUCCUGUGGAACCAAAAUGUCUCCGUGGAUUUGGGUUUAGUAUCUCUUGCAAUUUCUAUAACUCUAGAGGUCAACAGAAUGGGAGAACUUCUCUGUCUUUGCCUUUGCUCUCAGCAGCUGUGUACGGCCCCUGGGGCAGAGAAGUGCUCUACACUCCUCCCUUCAAGUAGCACAGAGCAUUUCCAAUAAAGCCUCAUGUAUUUUCUGGGCAUAGGAUCUGGCUUGUAACCCAGAAACACUCAGCAGUGGCUGGUGCCAGUGUGGUGGUGGCCAAUCCUCCUCCCAUCUCCAGACUGCCCUGACCUCCCAUGGGACACACCAACCUCCCAACUGCUGGGGCUGACCCGCUGCCUUCUGCCAGCACUUCACACCUCCUGCCGCAGAGAUGGGACACAGCAGGUGGAUGCCUUCCGGAACUGGAGCAGUCACAUCUUGUUGAAUACAGAUGCAUAAGCUUGGGUGGAUUCUUUCUAAUAAAGUAAUUCUGUUCAAGUCUUA
Messenger RNA from Colius striatus (speckled mousebird), 1853 nucleotides. RefSeq names its product coiled-coil domain containing 90B (gene CCDC90B). Bases 26 to 817 code for a protein of 263 amino acids. Gene Ontology annotation, cellular component: mitochondrion. The record is from RefSeq and is a predicted model, not a curated record. The transcript is spliced from 9 exons. Lineage: Eukaryota; Metazoa; Chordata; Aves; Coliiformes; Coliidae.